Molecule: messenger RNA, 3333 nt
Organism: Tachyglossus aculeatus (Australian echidna)
Lineage: Eukaryota; Metazoa; Chordata; Mammalia; Monotremata; Tachyglossidae
Gene: TAX1BP1
Product: Tax1 binding protein 1
Exons: 18
Coding region: 25-2493 (822 amino acids)
Biological process (GO): negative regulation of apoptotic process
Source: RefSeq, a predicted model, not a curated record
ACUGUUAGUGCUUGUGGAUAAGUUAUGACGUCCUUUCAAGAAGUCACCUUGCCCAGUGCCCUGCAGACUUCCAACUUUGCACAUGUGAUCUUCCAAAAUGUGGCCAAGAGUUAUCUUCCUAAUACACACCUCGAAUGUCAUUACACUUUAACCCAGUAUAUCCACCCACAUCAAAAAGAUUGGGUUGGUAUAUUUAAGGUUGGUUGGAGUACUGCUCGUGAUUAUUAUACAUUUUUAUGGUCUCCCAUGCCAGAAAAUUACGUGGAAGGAUCAACAGUCAAUUGUCUACUAUCCUUUCAAGGAUAUUACCUCCCAAAUGACGAUGGGGAGUUUUAUCAGUUCUGUUACGUGACCCACAAGGGUGAGAUUCGUGGAGCAAGUACUCCUUUCCAGUUUCGAACUUCUUCUCCAGUUGAGGAGCUGCUCACUAUGGAAGAUGAAGGAAAUUCCGACAUGUUGGUGGUGACUACAAAAGCUGGCCUUCUUGAGUUCAAAAUUGAGAAAACAAUGAAAGAAAAAGAAGAGCUAUUAAAGAUAACAAGUGUUCUGGAAAAAGAAACCGUGCAACUCCGAGAACAAGUUGAAAGGCUGGAAAAAGAGCUUAACCAUGAAAAAGAGAGAUGUGACCAACUGCAAAUAGAGCAAAAGGACCUUAUUGAAGCAUCCCACAGCUUAAAAACAGAUAAUGAGGAGUUAAAGAAAAACUGUACUGAUGCAACUUCUAAAGUUCUUCAGCUGGAGGAAGAUAUCAUGACCGUGACACAGAAAGCAAUUGCAAAGGAAACAGAAUUAGAUUGCUUGAAAGACAAGCUCAAGAAAAUAGCAUCUGAGAGAGAGCAACUUGAAUGCCAGUUGAAGACAGAAAAGGAUGAGAAGGAACUUUAUAAGGUACAUUUGAAGAACACAGAAAUAGAAAACACCAAGCUGGUCACGGAGGUGCAGACCUUAAAGAAUUUGGAUGGGAAUAAAGAAAACAUAAUAGCCCAUUACAAAGAAGAAGUUGGCAAGCUGCAACAAUGCAUGGCAGAAAAAGAAAACCUGCAGAAGGCUUUCUUGCUGCUUACAGUUCCAAACAAGGAGGAUGAAAGUUUUUUAAAGGAGCAGCUCCGCAAAGCAGAAGAUGAAGUUCAGGCGACCCGGCAAGAAGUUGUAUUUCUGACAAAAGAGCUAAGUGAUGCAGUAAAUGUGCGAGAUAAGACCAUGGCAGACCUACACAGCACCAGAUUAGAAAAUGAGAAAGUGAAGAAACAGUUGGCUGAGGCAGUGGCAGGACUUAAAGUCACCAUCGUGAAAAGUGAACCGGAAAAGACGGAUACAGUGGAACAAGAACUGCGCAGGGAAGUCGAGGAUUUGAAACUUCGUCUCCAGAUGGCCGCAGACCACUACAAGGAAAAAUUCAAGGAAUGUCAGAGGCUUCAAAAGCAAGUGAACAAGCUUACAGACCAGGCAAAAACUGGGAACCAACAGAAAGUGACAGAUGCUUCAAUAAAUACCGAUGCUGCUUCUGCCUCUGCUGCUGAUGUAAAAUCAACUCCUGCAGAAUGUGGCUUCGCUGUAUGUGAGACACCCUCAGAGCUGAAGACCAAGGGGCAAGUGUGUGAAAUGGCCAAAGCAAUUGCUGAGAAAACAGAAAAAUAUAAGAAAUGCAAGCAGCUAUUGUUGGAUGAGAAGGCGAAAUGCAGUGGUUAUGCUGAUGAACUUGCAAAAUUGGAGCUGAAAUGGAAGGAACAGGUGAAAAUCAGCGAUAAUGUGAAACUACAACUAGCCAAAAUGGAGGACCAUUUCAGAGUCCAGCUGGCCGAGAGAGAGAGAGAAAUAAAUGAACUAACUUCACAUUUGGAAAUCCUCACCAGAGAGAAGGAACUUAAAGGGAGACUGGACAGUCAAGCAGAAGGGAUCGUAAAUGGUCAGAGCCUUCAGAGUCCUCAGCAGGUGGCUCAUUUUCUCAACCCAUCUUCAGCAGACAGUGGUUCAGUUCCCGCGGUGCCUACCCGACAGCCGGUUCUGCAGUUUGGAAACCCUUACGGACCCCAGGAAACAAGAGCUUUGAUUUCAGACGGGGCAGAUGGUCCUGUUUAUCCAGAUGAAAUCCAAAGGCCACCAACAAGAACUUCCCCUUGGGGCCUGGAAGACAAUGUCGUCUGCAGCCAACCUGCUCGCAACCUUAGUCGGCCCGAUGGCUUGGAAGACCUUGACGACAGCAAUGAUGAUGAUGAGAACGUACUUACCAUUCCUGAUCCUCAAAGUCAGCUUUUACAUGAGCACGGAAGUGGCUUUUGCUUUGAUUCCAGCUUUGAUGUUCGUAAGAAGUGUCCCCUUUGUGAGGUGAUGUUUCCUCCCAACUACGACCAGACUAAGUUUGAAGAGCACGUUGAGAGCCACUGGAAGGUGUGUCCCAUGUGCAGCGAACAGUUUGCCCCCGACUACGAUCAGCAGAGGUUUGAAAGGCAUGUGCAGACCCACUUUGAUCAGAAUGUUUUAAACUUUGACUAGAAAAGUCGCUUCUGUUACGAAUUCCUGAAGUUUAGCAUUAAAAAAAAUCCUCAUUAGGCAGACCCCAUCAGGAGCCAAAAAUGUAACUUUUUGGCCACUCUGCUAUGUUUUUCUGACUACAUGCUUCUUUUAAAUAUCCAGUCAUCUGCAGUGUAAUUAGGGUCAGGAUAAAUCUUGAGCUUAACAACAAAUAUCGAUUUAGUCUCUUAAUUUAACUGCUAUGAGAGAACUAUCUGGUGUAUGUAUCUUUAUUUAUUUCCCUGUGUGUGGAUAGUGUUUGAAUAAAGGUUAAAGGGGUGGUUUUGAUUUAACUGGUGCAAAAAAUAGCAAACAUGUUUUCUUACUGUUAAGGAAACUUGACAGCAGAAAGAAUCUUUCUGUUAACUUCGGGGCAUGGUUAUAUGAAAUUAAACAUCUUCUAGCAACCUCAUGCAAAUUAUUAUUUUAUGAUUGAUUACAAUACGGCAAAUAGCUCUUGACUUAAAACGUUAGCCGUAUAAUUAGUCUAAGAAAGCACACUUUGCUUAAAGGUGGUAUUUUUAUGAGUUAAAAGAAUCGCUAAGAUUAGAUUUAAUAAUUAAAAUAAACUUACAGUUACGUUUAUAUUUCAUGGAAGAAGUCUACAAAAGCAAUGCUCUUAAUGUAGAUGUUUUCAUAUUAAAUCAUUUGCUGCGGUGUUUCUGGGGCUUUUUAAUUUUGCACAUUCUGUAAGAUAACGUAUCUUACAUCUAAGCAAUUACUAAAUGCGAGCAAACUAAAAUCAAAAUAAUGUGUUCAGUUUGAAUUUGCUCAUCUUACUGUACAGUAGUCUUAUUUCAUUAAAGGUAAAAUAAGCACUCA